This is a messenger RNA of Podospora pseudocomata, 1465 nucleotides long. RefSeq lists its product as uncharacterized. NCBI's taxonomy places the organism in Eukaryota, Fungi, Ascomycota, Sordariomycetes, Sordariales, Podosporaceae. The record is from RefSeq and is a predicted model, not a curated record. The coding region runs from base 394 to 1128 and encodes 244 amino acids. The transcript is spliced from 3 exons.
AUAAGUGAGCGGGUCCGGUCAGGAAAUCUGACGUCAUCACAGAUCUGUACUCCCACCAGGUCCUCGUUUCAACCGACUGGUAGAUGUGCGACUUCGGACUGCAGUGCCGUGAGGGGGCUCCGGACUCUCAAGAGCAUUGAACAAAUCAGCUGGACAUGGUCGGCUACGAGUCAACACAGUGAUAGACCAUUGUCCGCGUUGUUGCCGGUGCCAAGUACCCCACAUGCAUGUCAGUUCAAGGGCGAGCCCGUUGCUACCAUACCCCACCGCCGUCUGGAUCGCGUGUCAAACAUAUAAACCGCCCCCUCAUCGCCAUCAGAACCCCGCCAAGAUCGAAUAUCUUUCCUCAUAUUCUUCCCCCGCGUUGCGUAGUCAACUUUGAUCCUCGACACAAUGGCGGACCAACAACAAGUUAUUCUCUUUGACCUUCCCAGCCAGCCCCCUUGCAAGGCUUGGUCAUUGAACCCCUGGAAGACCCGUCUCCUCCUCAACUUCAAGAACAUCCCAUACAAGACAGAGUGGCUCGAGUAUCCCGACAUCGCUCCCCGUCUCUCCCCUCACCUGCCGCCUAACGAGGAAGGAUCAGCUUACACCAUCCCCACCGUCAUCCUCCCCUCGGGCAAAUACGUGACCGACAGCAAGGUCAUUGCUGAGAAGCUCCAGGCCCUCUACCCCACCCCGCACAUCGACCUCGCCUCUCCUUACCAAGCCAAAAUAGAAGAACUCAUGCCGCAGCUUAUGAAGAGCUUCAGGCCAGUCUACCUGCCGCUCAUUCCCAAAAGCUUGUUGAACGAGAAGAGCCGGCCAUAUUGGUAUGACACGCGAGGCAAGCUGUUGGGAAUGGAGGUGGAUGAUUUUGGCAGGGAGAAUGGCGGGGAGAAGACAUGGGGGAAGGUUGAGCCAGUUGUGAAGGCGGUCACGGCGUUGAUGAAAGAGAAUCCAAAUGGGCCGUUUUUUGAGGGGAAACAGGUGGUGUAUGCGGAUCUUGUGUGGGGGGCAUUUCUGAUUUUCUUGAAGAGGAUGGAUCAGGGGGUGUUUGACGAGAUGCUGAAGAGGAGUGGUGAUAAGGCGGUGCACGAGGCGCUCUUGAAGGGGUUGGAGAAGUGGACUGAUAGGGAUGACCAGUGAGGGCGAGGUUGAAGAUGAAGAUGUAUUGAGAGCUUAUAUCUGCUCAAUAUCAAAGUCUUCCUUCCAAAAUAGCCCCUCCUUUCAAAGAUGUUUUUCGCAACGAUGCCUUGAUGCAAUAUAUAGUGAAGCAGGCCACAGAUCGCUUGCCAAAAAAGACAGAUCAACCUUCGACAAUUUGGCUUCCCCAAAGGCUUUCCGUCAUGGCUUUCUCGCCUUCCUCGGUCCAUAGUGAUUGAGCUUUAUUUCUGUGGAAAGGUGGAGCUGGUCUGGGCCCUGCCGAGCCCACCAAAGCUCGAUUACUCUCAGAUAUUAGAUAGUCUCAGAGCCCUAACAAAGA